AAGCUUUUAGUCCCUAGACUCAAAUUGUUCACCAUUACAAUUUUGUAAGCAAAACAGAAAACCUCCUCAGUCUUUAACAUUGUGACUAUGUCUUCAAACAACCCUUCUCAGCUACUUCCAUCCGAGUUGAUUGAUCGUUGCAUUGGUUCAAAGAUAUGGGUAAUAAUGAAAGGUGAUAAGGAACUUGUUGGUACACUUAGAGGCUUUGAUGUUUAUGUUAACAUGGUUCUUGAAGAUGUUACUGAAUAUGAGAUCACUUCUGAAGGGCGGCGGAUAACAAAACUUGAUCAGAUAUUGCUUAAUGGAAACAAUAUUGCUAUCCUGGUUCCUGGUGGGUCACCACCUGAUGAGUGAUAAUUGCGAGCAACUUGUGCUGCUUACUGAGACUAGUUGUUGAAGAUCUCUGAGAGAAAUCGAAAAGUCAAGCAAUGUUCUCAAUAUGUAUUUUCAGUUAUUUCGUCGUAUAAUCUUAUAAUGAAUCGGCAUUGGCUAGGUCUUAGUAAAUUAUGAGUGUGUUCAGCUAUGCCCUACUUUAUAUAAUGUAGUUGCAUUAUAUUGAAAACGUUACGGUGAUGUUGCAAUGGUACUUUGACACUGAUGUUGUUAAGCUGAAUGGUAAAAUCAAUUGGAUCUUUGACAA
Molecule: messenger RNA, 640 nt
Organism: Lycium ferocissimum
Lineage: Eukaryota; Viridiplantae; Streptophyta; Magnoliopsida; Solanales; Solanaceae
Product: sm-like protein LSM5
Exons: 4
Coding region: 88-354 (88 amino acids)
Biological process (GO): mRNA splicing, via spliceosome
Cellular component (GO): Lsm1-7-Pat1 complex; U6 snRNP; U4/U6 x U5 tri-snRNP complex
Molecular function (GO): RNA binding
Source: RefSeq, a predicted model, not a curated record